Drosophila rhopaloa is the source of this 1090-nucleotide messenger RNA. RefSeq lists its product as uncharacterized. The coding region runs from base 111 to 794 and encodes 227 amino acids. The transcript has 2 exons. NCBI's taxonomy places the organism in Eukaryota, Metazoa, Arthropoda, Insecta, Diptera, Drosophilidae. The record is from RefSeq and is a predicted model, not a curated record.
AGCCCUUUGUUCAACCACACCAGGCAUAUCAAUCAUAUAUUUCGUAUACAAACGAGUCAUAUUUAAACUGAAAAAAAUACUUUAAAUUCCAGUGGACAUAGUGGACGAACAUGUCCAAUCUGCAAGAUAUUCCGCUGGCCGACCCCGAAGGUCUGCCAGUGGCCGGCUCCGAUGUGACCCCCACACCCAAGUCCAAUUCGUUGAAGCGCUUCUUCAAAAUCAGCAAGAAGCCCCAGAUGCGUGAUCAAGUGGAGGACGUGAGCGAGUCCUCCUCCUCCGAGGACCCCAAGGAGCUGGGCAAGUCCAACACGAUAAGCCGUUUCUUCACCCGCUUGACGGGAGCCAAUAAGGAUGGUCAGGAACAAUCUAGCUCGAUACCCGACCCCGUGGAGCAGGAGAGACCACUACCUAAUGCGAAACCCACUAUUAAGACAUCAAUUUCGUCCUACUGGAAGAUUCUGUUCCAUCGCCAGAAGGCCCAACGCCAAAAUUUGGGCUUCGGACCGGAAAAGAACGCGGUGAACGAUCCGGAAGAGGUGCACGAGAUGCAGCCGGUGCACCAGGAGUCUGAACCCGAAUUUCAAUCGAAUGCCCAGGUAGAGGAGCAGCCCGCCAUCGAAGAGUACAGUACGGAUCCGGAGCCUCCAGAGCCAUUGCCCAAGAAAAGCGUUACCAACAAGCCGUGCGGGAAGGAAAUUCUCAGUGCAUUAGAAGACGGUCAGCUUUCAACCGUGGAGCGCGAGGAUGAGGAAUCUGUUCAGCCGGCGCCACCUUUUGUCAAUCAAUUCAACUAGGAUAUUUUCGGAAACCACAUAGUAUUUCUCCAGACCUCUAGGCCAUUGCUCAUCAAUCAAUUGCGUUUCUCGCCCUUAACUACACAAUACAUUCCAUAAAUUACAAAGGAUUCAAGAUAUUCCCCCUACUACUUAACUAUAAAACAUUUCCGCUUUAAUACCAGAAAUUAUAAUUGCAAGCUUGCCACACAAUAAACACAUACACACUAUAAACCCUCUGUAUUCUGGCGACAUAUCAUCCUAGUCAGUAAACCCAUCCGUUUUUUGGCGUCGAUGGUUCACAAAGUUCAGUUAAA